Messenger RNA from Glarea lozoyensis ATCC 20868, 744 nucleotides. RefSeq lists its product as uncharacterized. Gene Ontology annotation, biological process: fungal-type cell wall organization. The coding region runs from base 1 to 744 and encodes 247 amino acids. The record is from RefSeq and is a predicted model, not a curated record. Lineage: Eukaryota; Fungi; Ascomycota; Leotiomycetes; Helotiales; Helotiaceae. Gene Ontology annotation, cellular component: fungal-type cell wall. Gene Ontology annotation, molecular function: structural constituent of cell wall. The transcript has 3 exons.
AUGAAGGCCGUUCAAUCUCUCCUCCCAGUCUUCGGACUCGUCGCGGCUGUCAACGCCAUGUGGUUGAAUGAGACUACCGCGUACACCACCGAGACCGUGACUUCGUACACGACCUACUGCCCAGUGGCCACUACCGUCACCCAAGGCACUAAGACAUACACCGCAACCGCUGGCCAGACUUUGACCAUCACUGAUUGCCCAUGCACAAUCAAGCACCCAAAGCCAACAACCACUCCAGCACCACCAGCUCCACCAGCCGGAACUGCUCCUCCUGUGUACAUCACCACGACUGUGUCCGAGUACACGACUUACUGCCCAGUUCCAACUCAAGUCAUCCAAGGCAAUGUUACCUACACAGUAACAUCUGCUACAACUUUGACCAUCAAGAACUGCCCUUGCACAGUCUCCUACCCCGCCACUACCUACACCACUGUUACCCUCUCAUCAACAACCACUUACUGCCCUGCUCCAACCACUGUCACCAUUGGCCCAGUCACCACCUACUGCCCAACUGCUGGUACCUACACCAUCCCAGUUGUUACCGUCACUCCAGUUCCAGGCACCCCACCAACCCCAGCUCCAGUGCCAGUUACCACCACUGCAGUUCCAGGUGUUCCAGCACCAACUGGCGGUGUUCCAGUCGGCCCAGUUGCUUCCCCAACCGGUCCUCUCAUCGCCAACGGUGCUGAGAAGGUCAGUGCUGGACUUUUCGGACUUGUUGGUUUCGUUGCCAUGCUUCUGUAA